CCCAAAUAUUAGUGGUCAAGAUUUACAACACAAAAAAUUUCACCAAAAAAUAUAUGGAAAAAGAAACAUAAAAAAUCUAAACUAACCCAUAAUGACAGUUGAAAGCACACGCAGGCAGAGGCAGAUUACUCUUACUCAUCACUGCUGAACACACACCCACAGAGUUACUUCUCCAUGAUCACCACUUCAUCACACUGUUUGACCUUCUCUUCCAAUAAAACCCGCACACUGAAUUUUGCUACAUUGCAUCGCCACAACACCGUAGGCAACAUUUGUGUAGCCGCAGCAUUCUCUUCAUUUGCUAGCGCGGAGACGCCAAAAUGGGACUGUAAGACUGCUACUCAAUCUUCAAAUGGGAACCCUAGUAAUCUUGCAACCAGUAAGAAAAGCAAGGAGGAGGAAGAAGGAGUAGAAGUAGAUCCAGAAACCGAGGUGGUUUUAGGAGAGAGAAAGGUGAGUUGUGAAGUGGAAGUCAUAUCUUGGAGGGAACGCAGAAUCAGAGCUGAGAUUUCAGUUAAUGCUGAUGUUGAAUCCGUCUGGUCUGCUCUCACUGACUAUGAAAGGCUUGCUGAUUUCAUCCCAAAUCUUGUUAGAAGUGGGAGGAUUCCUUGUCCAUAUCCCGGGAGGAUAUGGUUGGAGCAGAGAGGGUUGCAGAGGGCACUAUAUUGGCAUAUAGAAGCUCGUGUCGUGUUGGAUCUUCAAGAACUUGUCAACUCUGAGAAUAACCGUGAACUUCACUUCUCUAUGGUUGAUGGUGAUUUCAAGAAAUUUGAAGGCAAAUGGUCAGUGAAGUCUCAGAAAGGGUCGCCAACAGCGAUCUUGGGUUAUGAAGUUAAUGUUAUACCUAGGUUCAGCUUUCCGGCAAUAUUUCUGGAGCGGAUUAUCAGAUCAGAUCUUCCUGUAAAUCUCCUAGCUUUAGCAUGCCGAUCUGAAAGCAACUUUGAAGGAAACCACAGUGUAGUCUCUUUGGACACAUUACCUUCACAAGCACUUCACCUCAGAGGUGAGGAGACGGAAGUUGAUACUGCACUGAACAACAAAGAUGCUUCUGAAAAUAUCAAGAAAAAGUUUGUCAAAGCUGCUUUUGGUCCUUUGUCUCCUUCGACUGGAGAGUUGAAUAGUAGUUGGGGAAUCUUUGGCAAGUCUUGUCCACUUGACAGGCCGUGCUUGGUGGAUGAAGUUCAUCUCCGUAGAUUUGAUGGAUUAUUGGAAAAUGGGGGUGUUCACAGAUGCGUUAUUGCCAGCAUAACAGUAAAAGCUCCUGUUCGUGAAGUAUGGAAUAUUCUCACAGCUUAUGAAAGCCUUCCCGAGAUAGUUCCUAAUUUAGCUAUCAGCAAGGUCUUAUCCCGAGAAAGCAAUAAAGUUCGCAUUCUUCAGGAAGGAUGCAAGGGUAUAUUGUAUAUGGUUCUCCAUGCGCGUGUUAUCCUCGAUUUAUGUGAGCAUUUUGAACAAGAGAUCGGAUUUGAGCAGGUUGAAGGAGACUUUGAUUCAUUUCGAGGGAAAUGGAUCCUUGAGAAACUAGGCAGCCACCACACACUGUUGAAGUAUUCAGUGGAGUCAAAAAUGCAUAAAAACUCCUUUCUUUCCGAAGCUAUUAUGGAAGAGGUCAUUUACGAGGAUCUCCCUUCAAACUUGUGUGCUAUCCGAGAUUACAUGGAAAAAAGAGAAACUGAAAAUAAUCAGGAGGCUGUCAGUGAUGACUGUUGUGCCGAGGGAGAGACAGCUAUAGCAAACAACUGCAGCUCCUUCAAUUUUAGUACAGAGGCCAGGGGUUAUGAUUGCAUCUCAAGUUCAGACAGACAAAGGCCAAAGGUCCCUGGCUUGCAGAGAAACAUCGAGGUUCUUAAAGCUGAGCUCUUAAACUUCAUUUCUGAGCAUGGACAGGAAGGAUUCAUGCCUAUGAGAAAGCAACUACGGAAGCAUGGGCGAGUGGAUAUUGAGAAGGCCAUCACACGAAUGGGUGGAUUUAGGCGAAUUGCAUCAUUGAUGGAUCUGUCCCUUGCAUACAAACAACGUAAACCAAAAGGUUAUUGGGAUAAUCUGGAAAAUUUGCAAGAUGAGAUUAAACGAUUCCAAAGGAAUUGGGGUAUGGAUCCAUCAUACAUGCCCAGCAGAAAAUGCUUUGAACGUGCAGGACGUUACGACAUAGCACGUGCUCUGGAGAAAUGGGGAGGGUUGCACGAGGUGUCCCGUCUGCUAUCGCUCAAGGUAAGGCAUCCUAACCGGCAAAGUGCCCUUUCCAAAGAGAGGAAGGCAGAGUCUGCGGCGUCCCACAGCGUAAAUGAACAGGAGAAGAUACCUACAAAAGCCUAUGUUUCACAGGAUACACAUGAGUGGCUACUCAAAUUCAAGGACUUUGACAUAAACUGGGUAGAAUGAGUUGCAGUUUAAGACUACUAGUAAUGGCAUCUUUAUUGUAGAUAUCACUUCUCUAAUGCCCUCAUCUUAGACUGCAUACUUGUGCCAACUGAUGGAAAGUCUUCAGCUGCCAGAUCCUCUAUGGUAAAUAUCAAUUUAGAGGUAAAUUUUAAAUUA
Messenger RNA from Salvia miltiorrhiza (redroot sage), 2535 nucleotides. RefSeq lists its product as uncharacterized. The transcript has 10 exons. The coding region runs from base 175 to 2379 and encodes 734 amino acids. NCBI's taxonomy places the organism in Eukaryota, Viridiplantae, Streptophyta, Magnoliopsida, Lamiales, Lamiaceae. The record is from RefSeq and is a predicted model, not a curated record. Gene Ontology annotation, biological process: regulation of photosynthesis, light reaction.